AUGUGCUGCGCUAUGGUGAAGGUGGCAGGCAGUGACGCUUACUUCCAGAGGGGCAGUCUGUUCCAGUUCACGGUCAUCACUCUCUCCUUUGGCUAUUACAUGUGGGUUUUCUUCUGGCCUCAGAGUAUUCCUUAUCAGAGCCUUGGGCCCCCGAGUCUUUUCACUCAGUACUUGGUGGACCAUCAUCACACCCUUCUGCACAUUGGGUACUGGCUUGCCUGGCUGAUUCAUGUGGGAGAGUCCGUGUAUGCCAUAGUAUUGUGCAAGUCUACAGGCAUCACGAAUGGUCGGGCUCACCUACUCUGGUUCCAGCAGACUUUCCUCUUUGGGAGAGCCUCACCCCCCAUCUUGAUCAUUUACAGGCCAAAACACCAAAAAUAA
Pipistrellus nathusii (Nathusius's pipistrelle) is the source of this 381-nucleotide messenger RNA. NCBI's taxonomy places the organism in Eukaryota, Metazoa, Chordata, Mammalia, Chiroptera, Vespertilionidae. The record is from the annotation of a GenBank genome assembly.